AUGUUCAAUUCAAACAACAACAACAACAACAACCACCAACAUCACAUUCCUAAUGAGAAUGAUACUAUCAACACUCAUGUAUCAAUUCAAGAACAACAACAAGAAUCAAUCUCAAUUCCAAUAUCAAGAAUAUCUCAAAGAACAAUCAACUCAAACAACAAAGCUCAAGUUAAGCUCACCAAUCUCUUCAACACUAUCAAACGUAAAUUACUUAUUCAUAAAAGAAGAUAUUGGAUUUACUCAAUAGCUCUAAUGAUGAUGGUUUAUUAUUGUCUAUGGAACUUCAAUUUGGUAUCAUCCUUUAAACCUAACUAUUCAAUUUCAAACUUAUUUAUCAAAUCUUUUAAAACACCAUUAACUUAUCGAAACCAAAUAGAAAGCAUCACAACUUCAAGAUUUAUUUUAAAUCGAUCAAAUACACUUUCAUUUGAUCAUAUUUAUGUUUUAAGUUUACCUAACAAUUUUAAAAGAAGACAACGAAUCCAAAAGAUCGGAAAUGCACUUGAAUUGAAUUUUACAUUUAUUGAUGCGAUUGAAAAGAAUUCAAGUGUGAUUGAUUGGAUUGGAUCAAAAGUAAAAGAAAUCAGAAAUAAGAAACGUAAGAUCUUAUCAACUCAAUUUGGAAAACAUCAAAGUGAGAUUGGUGGAAUGAAAGUAGGAUCAGAUUGGUUAUUAAGAAAUGAAGAAGAAGUAAUCAUAAAAGAAUCAGAAGAAAAAAUUAAAAUUAAAUUACCUGCUUUAUCAAAAGAUUGGGUAAAAGAACUACAUCAACAUCAAGACGAUCUUCAAUCUUUGUAUCAACCGAAGUUUAAUAUUCAAAGUCAACUUUAUGAUCCAUUAGAAAGUAAAGCUCCAAGACAAUUAAGUUCAGGUACCAUUUCAGUUUGGUAUGGUCAAACUAAAGUGAUGAGAAAGAUGUUAGAGAAUCAAGAUCGAUCUGCUUUGGUUUUAGAAGAUGAUGUAGAUCUUGAAUGGGAUUUAGGACAACUUUGGUCAAGUGUGUUACGUAGAUUACCAAAAGAUCACAAGAAUCGUCAAGAAGGAUGGGAAAUCGUUUAUUUAGGUCAUUGUUGGGGUCGUGAAAACUCUCAUCCACAAUACGGACACCCAAAUCUUCAUCGAUCAUCUGAACCAAGAUGUUUACACGCUUAUGCCUUAAGUCAUACAGGAGUCCAAAAGAUUCUAAAAUAUCUUUCAGAUCCAUGGAUAGCUUAUCAAACAGCCAUCGAUAUUGCUUUACCUACAUUAAUCAAAUCAGGAUUCUUAAAGAAUGCAUUUUCGAUUGAACCAGCUUGGAUCAUUCAAGAUAAAACUGAAUUUGAAAGUGAUGUUCAACCGCUUGGUAAAGGUAGUCUUUGGGCUGGUUACUUGAUGGAUUCUACUUGGGAUAGAGUUUUGAAGUAUGAAAGGAAUGGAAAUGGAAAAGAAGAAGAAGAAGAAUGGGUCGAACGUAAGGGUAAAUUGGAUCCUGCUACGGUUUAUAGGGAACCUUUGUUGGAGGAAAGUACAGGUGAAAUGAAUUGA
Molecule: messenger RNA, 1524 nt
Organism: Melampsora larici-populina 98AG31
Lineage: Eukaryota; Fungi; Basidiomycota; Pucciniomycetes; Pucciniales; Melampsoraceae
Exons: 2
Coding region: 1-1524 (507 amino acids)
Source: RefSeq, a predicted model, not a curated record